AUGAUUGCCAGGUGCCUGCCUUUGCUGCUGAUCCUUCUCCCAACGAUCCUGCUCUCAGCGGAUGGGUCGUAUGAUGAUGUCAGCGUGGAGGCACAGCCCCGCAUCAUUGGUGGCCAGGUGUCCAAAAUCAAGGAUGAGAAGUACCUGAUGCAGGUGACCACAUCCACGGAGAUGUGUGGCGGUUCGCUGGUGCUGCCCCGUUGGGUCAUCACGGCGGCCCACUGCGUCCACAACAAGCGAAAGGAGGAGUUCAAGAUUUUGGGCGGCGCCUCGAAUCAGGCCGGACCCUAUGCCACCAUACGGUACGUGGAUAUGAUACUCGUUCGUCCGGACUUCAAUCCCAAGACCCUCAACAUGGACGUGGCUUUGCUCCGUUUGAGCGCCGAUAUGAGUGGAACCAAUAUCGAAACCAUACCAUUGGCAACCCAGACAGUACCCGCUCGGGCUCCGGUCAAGGUUUCUGGCUGGGGAUUCACGGAGGCGGAUGCCACAACCACUGCCCUGCGGGUGCACAGUGUCAUCGUCCCGAUGUGGUCCCGGGCCGCCUGUGUGGCAGCCUUUCGGGGCAUCCACCGCAUCACCCGCUCCAUGAUGUGUGCCGCCAAGUUGUACAAAAAGGACUCCUGCGACGGGGACUCUGGAGGACCUCUGGUCUACCGUGGUGAGUUGGCGGGCAUCGUGUCCUUUGGCUACGGGUGCGCCUCGGCCCUGCCCGGCGUUUACACGAGUGUGCCCGAGAUCACCAGCUGGAUCUAUCGCCAGGUGAAGGAACAUUCCGUGCCGUAGUCUUAUGUCAUAGUCUCUUAGGGAAAUAAUAAAAUGUUAUCUUAGUCCAA
Messenger RNA from Drosophila bipectinata, 836 nucleotides. RefSeq names its product seminase. Gene Ontology annotation, biological process: proteolysis. The record is from RefSeq and is a predicted model, not a curated record. Gene Ontology annotation, molecular function: serine-type endopeptidase activity. Lineage: Eukaryota; Metazoa; Arthropoda; Insecta; Diptera; Drosophilidae.